AUGUGCCAAAAUAUUGUUAUACCAGAUGACAUCUUGGUUAAAGAUUGGGAUGACCCUAUUGAGGCUAUUUGUAAGGUAACUUAUCCUGAACUUUUUGAUGGCACCAUUAUUAAUGAAAAGCUUAAAGACCGAGCAAUACUUGCACCAACGUUACAAUUAGUAGAUGAAAUAAACCAAUUCAUGAUGAGUUUAAAUUCGGCCGAAGCACAGACAUACUACAGCUCAGACAAGGCAUGCCCAACCGAGUCUUAUAAUGACCUAUUGGCAUCCAUUCACACUCCUGAAUUUCUGAAUACAAUUAGAUGUUCAGGAGUGCCUAAUCAUGAGUUGACAUUAAAGGUCGGAACUCCUAUCAUGCUUUUAAGAAACAUUGACCACGCGACAGGAAUGUGCAAUGGUACACGCUUGGUUGUGACUAAGCUUAGGAAACACAUAAUAGAAGCACAUAGCAGGUUAGAAGGUUUUUAUUCCCAUGAUGACUUUAAGCCCAUCCGAUCAUCGAAUACCAUUCAAAUUCCAACGAAUACAAUUUCCUAUAAUGGUAUCAUAUGCGAUGACUAUCAACAAAAGUCGAGGUCAAUCACUAUCAAAGGUUGGUUUAAUACUUAA
Messenger RNA from Arachis duranensis, 609 nucleotides. RefSeq lists its product as uncharacterized. Bases 1 to 609 code for a protein of 202 amino acids. The record is from RefSeq and is a predicted model, not a curated record. The transcript has a single exon. Lineage: Eukaryota; Viridiplantae; Streptophyta; Magnoliopsida; Fabales; Fabaceae.